Messenger RNA from Oncorhynchus keta (chum salmon), 5449 nucleotides. It is a transcript of the gene macir, whose product is annotated as macrophage immunometabolism regulator. The record is from RefSeq and is a predicted model, not a curated record. The transcript has 2 exons. Lineage: Eukaryota; Metazoa; Chordata; Actinopteri; Salmoniformes; Salmonidae. Gene Ontology annotation, biological process: negative regulation of fibroblast migration; negative regulation of cytokine production involved in inflammatory response. Bases 262 to 948 code for a protein of 228 amino acids.
AUAACAGCCUAAGCAUUACGAAACUUCUAUUAGAUCAAAUAAGCCUCACGUAUCAAAAUAGAAAUGCAUUUUUUUAUAUUGACUAAAUUCGACACUAAAUGUCUCCCAUACAAAAACUCUUCACUUGCUUAAUAAUUAAUUAUUUGCUAAACGUGGAGAGAUUUUGGGCGGAGUAAACCUUCUCGUUUUGCCUCUUCCUCUCCGAUUUGGCUCAAAUAAGAAGAGGCGUGAACGUCGGGUGGCUUUGCUGUUGAACAGGUCAUGUCGGUAAAGAUGGAAAUGGAUGUCAGUGGCGUGUCCAGGACACCCAUCUCUGUUCUACCUGCUGCUGCAGAGGUCAAAGCCAUGCUGAAACCCGAUACAGGGGACAGGCCCCGCUGUGCCAGCACCCCCUGCUCCCCCAUCAAAAGUACUGUUUCAGGCUUCCAGAUUCUCCACAUGGACUCCAACUACCUAGUCGGCUUCACCACCGGCGAGGAGCUGCUAAAACUAGCCCACAAGUGGUCUCCCAACCCAGAGAAGACCCUUAUCACCACACCGACCACCACAACGUCAACAGCAUCAGAGGCCUUGCCCAGUUCUGUCCCCAAACCCAUGGACCUGGGCAUCCACCGGGCGUCGCGCAUCUACAAAACCAAAAACCGCUACUACCAGCCAUACGACAUCCCCGUGGUCAACGGGCGCCGGCGUAGGCGCAUGCCCAGCUCAGGUGACCCCUACCUCAGGCCCCUGUCCCAAGGGGAGGGUGGCCCAGGGAGGGCCCUGCCCCACGGCCCCCUGCCCCUCUGCCUUCUCAAGGGGAAGAAGGCCCAGUCCAAGUCCCUGGACUACCUCAACCUGGACAAAAUGAGUGUCAAGGAGCCUCCGGCCGACACAGAGGUGCUGCAGUUCCAGCUCCAGCACCUGACGCUGCGGAGCGAGCGCAUGUUCACCAGGAACAAGACAUGAAGCAACACCAGAGUCACCACCCGCCUGUUCUCUCAUCCACUUCCAUGGGAUUUGGGUGCUAUUUCCGGCUGUGCGUUUCUCUCCCUACUCAGAUCAUAGGAUAGUCCUUUAAGGGGACACUUGUGGAGACCACUAAUCUUGUUAUUAUUAUGAAGCGAGGGUGACAAACUAAGCGGGUCUCUUGACGAAAUGAGACGCAUGCUUACGUAUACGUAAAAAUCCAGUGAACACAAAUUGUUAAGUUAGUACACUGAAAACGGGGGUCGUUUAGAUACAAAAAUGUGAAGUUCGUCAGGAUUAGCAAUAACUGGUAAACGUAUUUAUUGACUGUGUGUGUGUAUGUGUGUGCGCGCGCACCUUUUUAAAAAUGGUAAGGGAUGUGUAACCAAUGCCUCUCCAACUGGCCCCUUUUUUUCUGCAUUGGACUGCACUGUUAGACAUAUUAUGUUUUUACAGACCUUGCAUCCUACAGCACACCUUUACUUUUUAACCACUAUACAUCCAUAGCAAUUAGCAUUAGCCGCAGCAGUACUGCACUCUACAUCCAUAGCAAUUAGAAUUAGCCCCAGCAGCACUGCACUCUACAUCCAUAGCAAUUAGCAUUAGCCCCAGCAGCACUGCACUCUACAUCCAUAGCAAUUAGCAUUAGCCCCAGCAGCACUGCACUCUACAUCCAUAGCAAUUAGCAUUAGCCCCAGCAGCACUGCACUCUACAUCCAUAGCAAUUAGCAUUAGCCCCAGCAGCACUGCACUCUACAUCCAUAGCAAUUAGCAUUAUCCCCAGCAGCACUGCACUCUACAUCCAUAGCAAUUAGCAUUAGCCCCAGCAGCACUGCACUCUACAUCCAUAGCAAUUAGCAUUAGCCCCAGCAGCACUGCACUCUACAUCCAUAGCAAUUAGCAUUAGCCCCAGCAGCACUGCACUCUACAUCCAUAGCAAUUAGCAUUAGCCCCAGCAGUACUGCACUUUACAUCCAUAACAAUUAGCAUAAGUUCCAGCAGUACUGCGCUAUACGUCCAUAGCAAUUAGCAUUAGCCAAAACAGUACUGCGCUAUACAUCCAUAGCAAUUAGCAUUAGCCCCAGCAGUACUGUAUGUAAGCUACUGUAUGUCUGUAUGUGUGUGGAUGUAUAGGGGCGGCAGGUAGCCUAGUGGUUAGAGUGUUAGACCAGUAACCGAAAGGUUGCAAGAUCAAAUCCCCGAGCUGACAAGGUAAAAAAAAAGUCUGUCAUUCUGCCCCUGAACAAGACAGUUAACACAACUGUUCCUAGGCCAUCAUUGUAAAUAAGAAUUUGUUUCUUAACUGACUUGCCUAGUUAAAUAAAGUUUUUUUUUUAAUGUGAAAGCUCACUCCGCUACACUACUAUUUUGCUCUUGCCAAGCACCAGGGAAAUGUGGGUUUAAUGUAAACCACUGACUGUUACACAAUCAAAAGGUUAUUUAAAACAGAAUCCUGUAAAGGGGCAAUCUGCAGUUACUGCAUCCAUUUUUGGACUUAUAAAUUGAUGAUACUCAUUGAUUCUUGAAGAAUAUAACUUUUAAAUGCCUCAUGAGCUUUACUUGAACUGUCGUAGCCCAUCAGAACUUAAAAUAUAUGCUUGUUUUACUCCACUGUUUCUAAACAGUAAAUAUAAACAAACACUAUAUAUAUAUCCUCAAAACAUGGUUAAAACUAUAAUUUUCCUAUCAUUGGUGGUCAGUCCUUGCAUUCAUAUCUAUGAAUUUGAGUGUGGUUACAUUUCUACAGCCUCAUCCCUCCGCUUUUUACCGAAACGGGGGCGGGGGAAACGCUUUGUUAUUGCUUCAACUGCUGAUUGCUGCUCUAAGAGGAUUUGUGGGGGAGAGGCUUACCGUCAGAGUGCCUGAGGUGAGAUUAGCUCCUUAUAUACAGAAUUAAUCCCCUCUCUCCAUUUCUCCCAGUCAGACUGAAUCCUCAGCAGGGGUGAGGAGUUGAAUUAGGAGAUUCCAGAUUUUCUGCAUCUAGACAUUGUGUCCAUCAUUCUGAAUCACAGUCAUUCUUUUCAUUUUCAUUUCCUGAAUGGGAGGGAUGGGUGUUUUAGCCUGGGUAAAAGGUUAUCAAUUUAGUUUGAUGUUUUUGCUACCCCUUCAUAAAGGUGUGUAGAGCACGUGAAACACGUACCGUAGCUAUGGAAACCAAAGGAGGAUUAUUUUGGGGUGCCCUGGGAAAACUUGACCACAUUGUAAUAUGAUCUAUUUGGGGUUUCGUAGGACACGUGACAAUCAUUUUGAGGCGUAAUCUUGGAGAACACCUUACUUGAAGUAGCCCUGACCUAAUGCCCUCAUAACAAAAUCAUUUGCAUGAUAUAAAUUAUCUGAUAGUCUCUUACCAAUGACAAUUUACCUAUCAUAAGCCAUAUGACAUGCAAUUGUAACUAUACACUGAGUGAACGAAACAUUAAGGACACUUUACUAAUAUUGACUUGUCAACACAUGACAGUAAAGUGCACCAUCUCAUGACUAUACAAUUCUGGUCUUUCUGAAUACUGUAAUUCACCAAUUGUGACAUUUUUUGGAAAGAUCACCUUCCUUUCCUCCAGACAUGCAAAACUACAGCUAGGCAGGGUAUUGGUCCAGACAUUUACACUGAGUGUACAACAUAUUAAGAACACCUUCCUAAUAUUGAGUUGCGCCCCCUUUUGCCCUCAGAACAGCCUCAAUUCGUUGAGGGUGUGGACUCUAGAAGGUGUCAAAAGCGUUCCACAGGGAUACUGGCCCAUGAUGACUCCAAUGCUUCCCACAGUUGUGUCAAGUUGGCUGGAUGUCCUUGGGGUGGUGGACCAUUCUUGAUACACACGGGAAACUGUUAAGCGUGGAAAAACCCAGCAGCGUUGCAGUUCCUAACACAAACCGGUACACCUGGCACAUACUACCAUACCCCAUUUAAAGGCACUUAAAUCUUUUGUCUUGCCCAUUCACCCUUUCAAUGGCACACAUACACAGUCCAUUCCUCAAUUGUCUCAAGGCUUAAAAAUCCUUCUUUAAUCUGUCCCCUCCCCUUCAUCUACACUGAUUGAAGUGGAUUUAACAAGUUACAUCAAUAAGGGAUCUGUCUGUCAUGAAAGACCAGGUGUUCAUAAUGUUUUGUACACUCAGUGUACAUGUAUAUGCCAUAUCAUGCUUUAUAUGGUUUGGUGUGACUUUCAAAUUCUACUAUUAUGGGUUUAAGCUCUUUUUCAUCAUGCUUCUCUUUUCCACGCUAACCUCUUUGUGUCAUAGGACAAGAAAAUAACCUCCAAAAACCAUACAAGGAAAUAUUUUCAAAGUUAGGAAGUGCACAUCCAUCUCCUCCAUUGUGUUUGUGUCAGUGUAGUUUGAGUAAAAGGUUAUUGGACCCUUCUAGAUGGUUCAUGGGUUAGGGUUAGUCACCUGUCUGUCUUCACUCUGAAAUGGGUUUACAGAAAUUGCUUAAUCUGUAUUUCCAUUAAAAAAAAGGUGUUUAAUGUAACUAUAUCAUUAUUUAUUUUUUAUAUCAUUUUUUAUUUCUAGUUGUAAUUUAUCUGAAGUCAUGGAAGAUAUUGGUUUCAUAUAAAAAUGGCAGUAUGUUGCAUAUAGGCUAUGUUUACCUGGAGUGGACACUUAAAGGCACCUUAACCCGAUGUAUGAACGGUGAUGUGUACUUAUUUAAGGGUGCAGAUCACAACAGCAGCUAAAGAUAAAAACUCUUAACGGUGAUAUGUUUUCACCAAACACUUGGAAAUGUUCUUUGGUGAAAUAUAUUCGGUAUUAUCAAUAACCGUCAACAAUUUGCUCACAGAUGUGACUGUGUUUGCAGUGAAUUUUUGGUGGCUUCUUAGUUGUGAUGUUUAGAAUGUGUUGAUUUAACAGUUUAACCUUAACAGUGUUCGUACCGCAUCAUAUUAAUAGUAUACAGUAGAAAUUAACAGUUUUACUUUGGCCAUCAUGAAGGAAAAUGCUACUUGAACAACACAUGUUUUAAUAUGCCAUACAAUGCAAGAUAUUGUAAGACUGUGUCAGUUCUAAACAGGAAUAUCCAAUGCAUUAUGGGAAUUAAUAAUAGACUACAGUAAUUCUGGACUGAGAUGCCCGUUUAAUAGAGCAUCUCCAUUGAACAUGGUUUUUAGGCCAGGACUGUUCUUAAUCUGUGAUCUGGAAACCGGCCCUCGAUGUUCACAGUAAAGCAUUGUCUUCAUGAUUACAAUGUGGGUUGAAACGUGAUAUUUUCCUGCAUGACCAUUAACCACAACAAUGGAACAAGGAAGUUGCAUCGCAGGUCAACAGUGCUUUUCAGUGACUCAUUUUGACUUCAUGUUCAUAGGCUUGUGUGGAACUUUGUCAUUUUAUUCCUACAAAAGGUUUUUGACUUUCUGGUCAAAUCUUUCACACCGCUUGUAUACUGUAGUUUUAGCUACGUAAAAGCAUUUGUUUUGUUUUCUACUGUGUCUAUUUAUGCCCUGCAAUGCGACUGACUUACGUUUUAUUAUCUUUCACUUGACAUUGUUAUUAAAACACUACUACGCUA